This is a messenger RNA of Stereum hirsutum FP-91666 SS1, 348 nucleotides long. RefSeq lists its product as uncharacterized. The record is from RefSeq and is a predicted model, not a curated record. The transcript has a single exon. Lineage: Eukaryota; Fungi; Basidiomycota; Agaricomycetes; Russulales; Stereaceae. Bases 1 to 348 code for a protein of 115 amino acids.
AUGCUCUCCACCAUCUCGAUCACACUCGUGCUUCAAGUCUCCUCCGGCUCCGAGUCCUCCACCACCAACACCACCAACACCAUGCUCAACCUCGCCUCCGUCCUCUUCCUCUUUCAUUUUAGGCCCCCCUCCAUACUUUUCGCACUCUGCGCUGAGACACCUGCUCCUCCCUCCUGUCCGUCCCACUCAACUCCACGGCCACCUCCCGUAUCCUCUCUACCCACGGAUCCACCCACCUCCUCUUCAACACCACGCCUCCCUGACCCACGCCUCUCUCACCCCCGGCGCGCUCUUCACGUAUGUGAUGCGCAAGCCGAUAGCCCUCCAACGUGUAUUCACGUGUUUUGA